AUGACUUGGUAUAAGAACGUUGCGAACAAAUCUUUGGAGAAAACCGGCCUGCUACAUUCGGCCAAACAAAUGAAAAACAAGUUUGACAACUUGAAGAAAGAUUGGGUACCGUGGAAGAAGCUGGAGAAUGCCAGCCACAGCUUGACAGGGCUUGGGUACGACCAUGAGAUGGGUUCGUUCACUACACUUGACCAUUGGUGGGCCAAAAUGCAAACGAUGAACAACCGAUGUGCUAAGUUCAAGAGUAAGCCUCUAGAGCACUUGGACCUCAUGGAGCGGGUGUACUCUGGCGCAGUAGCGACUGGAAAAUAUGCAUGGACUCCAACAGAAGUGCGCGAUGAUGCUGCUGCCGCGACCAAUGCCAACGAGGAUAGCGGGAUAAGACCUCUCAGUGCAGACACACAACCACAACCGGGCCAUGACACUGUUAGGGAGAACGUACUGGAUAGUACCCUCUUUGAUGAUGCUCUCCCCCAAUCAGCCGUGGAUGGAUUAGCCAAUGCAAAACGUUGCAAGCGGCCAGCGCCUGGUACUGUUGCUAGUAGCAUGGACAAUCUCGUGGAAGCAGUGAGCAAACAAAGUCGGGAACUAAAAAUUAUGCAAUACAUUGUCACUGGUAAAGGUGACAACACCGUGGGGGACUGUCUUGCAAGGCUUAUGAGCACGCCUAGAUUGGAGCCCGGCGGUAAGUUGUUCUCAUUCGCAUGCGGCAUAAUGGAUUCACCUAAUAAUCGGGACAUUAUCAUGGCCCUCCCUGUGAAUUACAUUGUGAACUGGUUGACAGAGAAGUGUGCCUGCACGCCGGCCAAUGUUGGCAGGGAUCGUGAACAAGGGACACAGCUGUUCAGGAAUGAUGUUGCUAUUGACUUGGACUGGGCCUCUGUGGUUGGAUUGUCAUUUUAG
Messenger RNA from Camellia sinensis, 903 nucleotides. RefSeq lists its product as uncharacterized. The record is from RefSeq and is a predicted model, not a curated record. Lineage: Eukaryota; Viridiplantae; Streptophyta; Magnoliopsida; Ericales; Theaceae.